AAAAUUUAGGAGCCAAAGUAUAACCUCCCACAUUUUUAUGGCAAAUAGCAUUUUCCCUCCAGUUGUUUUGAAAAUAAAUUAGAAAAAAUUACAAAGGUUAACAGUAAAAGUUUCAAAUUUUUUUUUAAGGAUUAAGGUGAAAAAGUUCUAAAAUUUAAGGAGUCAAAGUGCAAUUUUCUUUUUUUGUUUAUGUGUUGAUAUUGUCCGUGCUGGUCGUGUGCUUCCCUCACAUGGCCACUGGUUGAUCCUCUAGUCUUCUUUGUUUCUUCCGACUCUGUUACACACACACACACACACACAAAACCCUAGAACUCAUAUCAAAUUCCAAAUCAAAUUCGAAUUCAAAACCUGGAACCAAAAAUAUUCGAAGCUGGAGACUCUCGCAAUGGGCUCCCAUGGGGGGUUCGGCGAAUCCAAAGACUUCCUCAUCCUCGUGAAAUCGAUCGGCGAAACCCGAUCAAAAGUCGAAGAGGACCGAAUUAUUCUUCGCAAGAUCGAAACCCUCAAGCGCCAAAUCACCGAACCCGACAUUCCCAAAAGGAAGAUGAAAGAGUUCAUCAUUCGCCUCGUCUACGUCGAAAUGCUCGGCCACGACGCUUCUUUCGGGUACAUUCAUGUUGUGAAGAUGACUCAUGACGAUAAUCUUUUGUUGAAGCGAACUGGGUUCUUGGCUGUGACUCUGUUUUUGAAUGAGGACCAUGAUUUGAUUAUACUGAUUGUGAAUACAAUUCAGAAGGAUUUGAAACCAGAUAAUUAUUUGGUGGUUUGUGCGGCUUUGAAUGCGGUGUUGCGGUGCUUCCCCAGGUGGUGGAGUUGUUGGGGCACCCGAAGGAGGCGGUCAGGAAGAAGGCGGUCAUGGCGCUUCAUCGGUUUUAUCAGCGGUCGCCAUCGUUUGUCGCUCAUCUAGUCUCUAAUUUCAGGAAGGGGUUAUGGGUGCAACACUCUGUCCGCUCUUUGAUCUCAUCACAAUAGAUGCUAAUUCUUAUAAGGAUUCAUCAGCUUUGUAAGUAUUCUUAAGCUAGUAGCUGAACGCAGAUUGCCAAAGAUUUAUGAAUAUCAUUAGAUGGCUGCUCCAUUCAUUCAGAGUGGCAGUCAUAAUCUAAAAUACAUGGGCAUUGAUGCCCUUGGUCGGUUGAUAAAGACAAGUCCAGAAAUCGCGAUUGAUUGCUUAGAGGACCCAGAUAAUACUCUAAAGAGGAAAACUUUUGAACUGCUGUAUAAGAUGACGAAAUUCUCCAAUUUAGAAGUUAUUGUUGAUUGUAUGAUUGAUUACAUGACAAACAUCAAUGAUCAUUACAAAGCAGAAAUAGCAUCUAGAUGUGUCGAGCUUGCAGAGCAAUUUGCACCAAGCAACCAUUGCUUCAUCCAGACCAUGAAUAGAGUCUUCAAGCAUGCAGUGGAUUUAGUAAACAUUAAAGUGGCAACAACUUGAUGCGGUUGAUUUCUGAGGGAUUUGGGGAGGAUGAUGAUACUACAAAUAGUGAGCUCAGAUCAUCCGCUGUAUGUUAUCCCUAAUGAAUUUCUACUGGCUGACUGCAUAUAUUUCCUGUUACUGAGUUAACUUUGAUAAUAUGCUAUAUGUAUUCCCAAUGACUUUACUGGCUUAUG
Messenger RNA from Camellia sinensis, 1608 nucleotides. RefSeq names its product AP-4 complex subunit epsilon. Gene Ontology annotation, biological process: vesicle-mediated transport; intracellular protein transport. Lineage: Eukaryota; Viridiplantae; Streptophyta; Magnoliopsida; Ericales; Theaceae. Gene Ontology annotation, cellular component: membrane coat. The record is from RefSeq and is a predicted model, not a curated record.